Exophiala bonariae is the source of this 1107-nucleotide messenger RNA. RefSeq lists its product as uncharacterized. The transcript is spliced from 6 exons. Bases 1 to 1107 code for a protein of 368 amino acids. Lineage: Eukaryota; Fungi; Ascomycota; Eurotiomycetes; Chaetothyriales; Herpotrichiellaceae. The record is from RefSeq and is a predicted model, not a curated record. Gene Ontology annotation, cellular component: cytoplasm. Gene Ontology annotation, molecular function: 2-oxoglutarate-dependent dioxygenase activity.
AUGGCCCCUCCUGCCGCAGAUAUUGAUCUGGUUUCUCAUACAAGCACUGGCCCCAUUCAAGUCAAGAAGGUUUCUGCAGAGAGCAGUCUCAAGGGUCCACUCGUGAACUCGGGCUCGCUCGAUCAGUACAACUCCUUUGAUGUGACGAAAGUCAUCGGCCGGGAAUUUCCAGACUUGCAGCUCAGUGAUAUUCUGGCCGACGAUCAGAAGAUCAGGGACUUGGCCAUCACUGUUUCGCAAAGAGGUGUCGUGUUCUUCCGCAACCAGAGUCUGAACAUCGAAGAGCAGAAGGUCUUAGGCACGAAACUCGGUGAACUCACUGGCAAGCCUGAGUCGUCGAAGCUUCAUCGUCAUGCGCUGAGUAACAGCAAGCGUGGGAUCGCCGUUGACGAGAAUGGAAAAUUAGACGAUGAAGUCUCGAUUAUCUCAUCUGAGCAAAACCGUAAAUUCUAUAAGGACCGCUUCACCAAUAAAUCCAAAGUUCUUGCCAGUGAGGGUUGGCACGCAGACAUCACUUUCGAGCGUAUUCCUUCCGACUACGCAAUCCUCAAGAUUAUCAAAAAGCCAGAGGAUGCAGGCGGCGAUACUCUCUGGGCGUCCGGUUACGAGGCAUACGACCGUCUCUCGCCUGAUUUUCAGAAGCUCGCAGAAAGCUUGACCGCCACGCACUAUCAGCCAAAUUUCGUGAAAGUCGCUAAAGAGUUCGGUGAAGAGCUGAUCGAGCAAGACCGGGGUGCGCCAGAGAAUACCGGUCUCGAUUUUACUGCGUCUCACCCUGUCAUCCGCACCAACCCCGUUACAGGUUGGAAGUCACUCUUUGGCGCGGGCCACCAGAUCGAGCACGGCUGGAUAGACAACGUCACGCCACGCGAGUCUGAAAUCCUAAAAGCGUACUUCUUACAGCUCAUCACCAACAAUCAUGACUUACAAGUCCGCUUUCGGUGGGGUGAGAAUGAUCUAGCGAUCUGGGAUAAUCGCUCCGUGUUCCAUACCGCGACCAAUGAUUACGAUGGAAAACGGCAAGGAAAUCGGGUUGUUAGUCUUGGAGAGAGGCCAUAUUUUGACCCAAAUAGUGUGAGUCGACGACAGGCUUUAGGCACUGCGUAA